AAAAAAUAUUGAAAUAUGAAGUUGUAAAAUCCAGAAAUCUGGAUCGAAGUUUAAAAAAUUUUAAAUUUUUGUGUAUACAUAACAUUUAUAAAUAUUUCUUUUUCUGUUUGCUCCGAAUUUCUUUACUUCGAUUUUGCUCCGAUUAGCACGAACCUGACUUAAAGUCCAAGUGCAGCGGGUGCAACAACCGAGGGACAACGGGAGCGUACAUUCAUGCGUGAACUGCAGGUGUUGUUUACUCUAGUUUACUCGUCAAUGAGUGCUCCUCAUUGAAUAGAUAGACUGGAAACCGCGAGAAGAUGAGCGUACGCGAAUUCGGCGUCUCGAGGGAGACCGUUCGUGGUUUAUUCGUAAACGAGCACUCCCAUUCAACAAGACGGACGUAACUUUUUCACGUGUACCGCGUCGCACGUUGACUCAUACUUGCUCAUACUGCACAUUCCGAAGGUAUAAUUCAUAACGCUGUGCCGCGAAACGAGAAGGCCGGGAUUGAGAGUUCCGCAAUCGAUAUAUAAAACUCAAGAAAAAAAAAAAUGGUUGGCAAGAUGACGACGAUAAUUACAUUCCUUUUGUUCUUCUGCGGAGUUUGUUUCGUGUGCGCUCAAAAGUAUGAGGGCUGUUUUCGAAGUUCCGAUCACGGGUUACCCUCUCCAGCCUUGGCCUACGCCAGCACGCCCGCCGAGUGCACCAAAAGAUGCCGUUCUUAUUAUUAUAUGUUUGCAGCGUUAAUGAAUGGGCAACUAUGUUAUUGUAUCAGUAGAUUUGGUCAGGACGGUCCAUCAAAUAGUUGUACUGUUCCCUGUGCCUCUGAUCCGGAUAAUUAUUGUGGCAGCUACGAAGCUAUGAGUGUUUAUGCUACUGGUCAGCAAGGGCCAAGUCCACCGAGGAGAAUAGAGGUAACUCGAGACGGCAUAGACGCUCUCAUAAUAACGUGGCAGCCACCUGACAUACCUAAUGGAAAUGUGACGUUUUAUACCGUUCGUGCUGUUAGCGUGGAAACACACUCGAGCAACAUUCUGCCACCUGUCGAGAGUCAGAUUCAGGGAGGUUCGUCGAACAUGACGACUUUGAGAGGUCUUCAGCCUGGCACCAAAUAUAAUAUAUCUAUCACCGCUAGCAACAUGCUCGGAGCUAGCGAUCCGGCCUAUGUUGUGGGAUGGACUUCGAUCGGUCCUCCUGACAAACCAGCCAUGCCCGAGGUGGUGGAAUGCGAUGACAGCACAAUCACCGUCGUGCUUACCGAGGGUCAUAGCGAAUAUGGACCGAUCAGCGCGUAUCAGGUGGUUGUCGCACAGACUGGCACUAUACCUCCGAUUGGUCCCCAUGUGGAGUACUUAAACUACAACGACGCGUCGCAACAGGGCUUAAAUUAUUACGUCACCGCGCAGUUCGAUCCAUCGAAUUUUUACAAAUACAAAAGAUUCACCGUGGGCGACGGGAGGAUGAUCGGUGGUUAUUAUAACGCCCCGUUAAAGGACCAUUUUGUUUCGGCGCAAGUCGGCUUGGCGAUAAUCUCGCGGGUACAGACAGAAAUACAACGUUCCUAUUCCGAUUUGGCCAAUAACGCGUUCAGCCAUGAGACGACAGUCACGAAUCAAAUGGACUCAACGGCUCUUGUGCUUUGCAUAGCGAUUACGUUGCUAAGUAUACUACUCGCUGUUUCGAUACUGGUUUAUUUUGUACUGCGACGGCGACACGAGAGAUUUCACAUGCGAAAACUGCCGGAGCAGCAGGAGCUCACGUUACAGGGUCCGGUGUAUGAGGUGGACAACAUGGGCUACAUUCCGGAAGACAUUCCCGAGAGAGUGAAUCACUAUCAAGAGUUGAAGAAGAAAGUCUGGAGUAUACCGCGAAACGCGCUGUCCAUCGAUAAUCACAUUUUGCGCAGAGGACGAUUCGGCAGUGUGCACACCGGAACCGUUUUGAAGGAUGACGGCCUCUGUACGGUAACGGUUCAUACGAUAGCCGAUGGUGCCCUGAAGGGAUCCGACAAGAGGCACAUGCUGAGAGAAUUAGAUGUGUGCAUCCGAGCGAGCUCCAUGAAGUAUCUCGCAGGCCUCGUGGGAACUUGCGAAACCUCGGACACGUUAUACGUCGUGCUGGAACUGCCACCGCAGAUCUUGAAGAACCGUCUCUUGGGUGCGCGAUCCGGAGACGCGUUUCCGGUAGAUCGAGUACUAUCCAUCUCAUCUUUGAUAGCGGUCGCCUUGCAGUACUUGGCGACUCACAAGAUCAUCCAUAAUCGGCUCUGCGCGCGAAGCGUGGGGCUGACGAGCGACUGGACACCGAAACUCACGGGUCACGGUAUUUCCAAGUACGCCUUGGAAGACAUGAAAUACGCAAGAUGGACCGCCGUCGAAUGCUUCGACAAUCAAAAGAAACAUCAACCGGGCGUGAUCUGGGCGUUCGGUGUACUUCUCUGGGAGAUAUUUAGCAUGGGCGGUACACCGUACUCGAAUCUAACGCUCGACAGCGAAGUGGAAAAUGCGGUUACGCAAGGCAUUCGGUUACCACAAUUGUUGGACGUCACAGAUCCGAUUUACGAGGUCAUGUUGUCCUGCUGGCGAAACGAUCCCGAAGAUCGGCCGACCUUUGACGAACUCACGCGAUUGGAUACUUUGAGUAUUUGUCCUAUUACUGCAAUUACGGAGCCCUAUAUACCGGAAUUGGAGUUGAAUUAACAUUCUUAUUUGCAUACUCAGGCACAUCUGCAUUUACUUGAUAGUAACGUAUCAAAUUGCGAUUUGUAAAUAUCUCAUUGUGUUCACGGGAAUCUCGUAGAUUUCAUCGUUACCAAUGUAUGUAUAUCUCUAUGUGGCAUAUAUCUAUAUUUUAUCUCUGAUAUCACGAAUAUAUAAAUUUUACUAUAAUGUAAGUAACGUAACGUAAGUAACGUAAGAUAAAUGUUGCGAAAGCAUUUAUACUAAUUCCGUCCAUGUUUAGUGAAAGACAGUUAAGAUUAGCAUAUAAGUAACACAAUUAAGAUAUUUACACAAAUAUGACAUGAACAUUAUGGUAAAAAGUAAUUUUAUUUUCAAUGUUUUUAUAUCACAUUUUUAUUCACAAAUGUCAAUCCAUUUAUGUGAGAUUUUAAUUGACAGCUCCAUGGCAGAGAGAAUACUUUAUUACCUAAUAGUUACAAAAUUACAAAUGUAAAUUAUUAUGACAUUUUUCAUUAUUAAUAUUUUAUAGAUAUUCGUAUCGUCGUACUUAUUCAAUAAUGUUGUCGUAUCAAGAGUACAAAUAUAUUAUUACUAAAUUAAUAUACGUACAUUUAAAAUGUAUAUGUCUUUAAAUGAACAAAUCAAAUUGGUAUAAAAAAUUUGAAUGUUAAACAGAAGAUAUGAUCUUUUGGAAACUUUAAUGUUUUUUCUUUUAAAUUUUAUUUUGAUUAUCUUUAUUUAUUAUCUUGAUACUGCAUUUAUUUUUAUGCCACAUAAAUUGUACUCUUGUUUUAAGUUGCAAUAUCAUUUUUCUAGUAUGUAUUUUUUAAAUUUGCCAAUCUAUUUUUAUUGUAUAUGUUCUUUUUUUUAUAGAAACAUAUAUGAUUCUAUAUUAUG
Molecule: messenger RNA, 3560 nt
Organism: Pogonomyrmex barbatus (red harvester ant)
Lineage: Eukaryota; Metazoa; Arthropoda; Insecta; Hymenoptera; Formicidae
Product: tyrosine-protein kinase Wsck
Biological process (GO): positive regulation of kinase activity; multicellular organism development; cell surface receptor protein tyrosine kinase signaling pathway
Cellular component (GO): signaling receptor complex; plasma membrane
Molecular function (GO): transmembrane receptor protein tyrosine kinase activity; ATP binding; protein binding
Source: RefSeq, a predicted model, not a curated record